Messenger RNA from Rosa chinensis, 1582 nucleotides. Its product is annotated as disease resistance protein RPV1-like. The coding region runs from base 315 to 1424 and encodes 369 amino acids. Gene Ontology annotation, biological process: defense response. The transcript has 5 exons. The record is from RefSeq and is a predicted model, not a curated record. NCBI's taxonomy places the organism in Eukaryota, Viridiplantae, Streptophyta, Magnoliopsida, Rosales, Rosaceae.
ACGACGUAUUCUUGAGCUUUCGAGGCGAAGACACCCGCCACAACAUAACCGAAAACCUCCACAAGGCCUUAGUCGACGCCGGCGUUCCCACGUUCAAAGACGAUGUUAACCUUCAGAAGGGCAACGAGAUUGCGUCCGAUCUGCUCAAGGCCAUACAGACAUCGAGAAUCGCCAUCAUAGUGUUCUCCAACAACUACGCGAGCUCUAGCUGGUGUCUGGAUGAGUUGGUCAAGAUUGUAGAGUGCAACAGGGAAGCGGGUCAGGUCAUUUUGCCCAUUUUCUGCGAUGUGGAUCCCUGUGAUGUGCAGCAGCAGAUGGGCACUUUUUCAGAAGCACUUGCUGUGCAUGAAAGAAGUGGCAGGACCCAGGACAAGUUGGAGGCUUGGAAAGUGUCGUUGACCGAAGCGGCUAGUCAGCCUUAUGGCUUUGAUAUGCGGGAUGCUGCUACUUGGCUUCAAUCGAAGUUCAUAAAAGAAAUUGUAAAGCAUGUUCUGAGUAGAUAUCAAGAUGCGCACUUGAGUGUUUCCAUCUUCCCACCAAGAUUAGAUGCUGGUAAAGAAUACAUGAAUUCCUUGUUAAGUGUAAUAUCAGAUGACAUUCUCAUCAUAGGCAUCUGUGGAAUGGAGAAAACUGCCUUGGCAAAAGAUGCAUAUGACCAGAAUUUUUAUAGGUUUGAAAGCAGCAGUUUCAUUAAAGAUGUGAACAAGAUGGCAGAACAACCCAAUGGAUUAGUUGCCUUGCAAAAGUGGCUCCUUUCAGAUAUCCUGGGAGUAGACAAUGUAGAAAUAAAUGAUGUUAAGGAAGGAACUGAGUUGAUUAAAGAUGUAGCAAGAAGAAAAAGAGUGCUCAUCUUUCUUGAUAAUGUGAAUAAACUAGACCAGUUAAAUGCACUCGCUAGGAGACGGGAGUGGUUCGGCUCAGGAAGCAGAAUAGUGAUAACUACUAGAGAUCCACAACUGCUAAGUGUACUUGAAGUCGAUAAUGUAUAUGGGACGCAAGGCAUAGAGGUUAUCGAGACACAGUUUCAGCAGAACCUUCAGAUGAUUAAAGACCUGGAGGAGCCUAUCAGAAGGUCAUAUGUUCAGGCUCGUGAUAAAGAAAGGUCCCUUAUUGCUGAAAUAGAAGCAAUACGGAGAAAGAACGAUGCUCAGGCGCAAAUUAUAGCAGAGCUGCAGCAAAAUUCGAAUUCCAAUUUCCCCUUGUAUGCAUUAGACUCGGCAACAGAUGUUCUACUGGAUGGAAGAGGGCCUGAAAAUUUUGAUGGAUAUGAUGAUUACAAAACCCUGCUCAGUUUUGUUCCUGAGAAUGAGAUGAUAAUUGGGGAUGCUAAUGUCAAUCAUGAGUUGAAGGCAACAAUGCAAUUUCUUAAUGUUAGAUCCAGGGAUUUCAAUGAUCCAGUGAGCAGUGAAUCGUCCAGGCAUUAAUUCUGCGAGGGACUAAGGAGGAACGUUUAUAAUAGAGUUCUGUAUGUAAUUCGCCACAGCUAAUGAUGCAACAGAAUAGUAUAUAUCAUUCAGGUUAGAAUCCAACAAUCUAUUACCGGAUUUGUAGCUCCUUCUGUGUUCAUUGUUGCCUUUUCUUG